UUAAAGCAGCAUUUGAAAUUGUAGUUUCCGUUCCAGAACCUGCAGGAGAACGAGACUCCAUCCGCGGGGAUGAGGCAGGCCACGUCAGCGCAGGGUGCCAGCGAGGCCAAGGCGUUGAUCUCGCAGCGCUCCUUCAACCCUCGCGACGUCUUCAAGCAGAAGGAGACCGCUUUUGACCACAGCUACGGAGGCUCCGCCCACACAGCGGGGAAGCUCCGAAGCCCCUUUUUGUCCCAGCAAGGCUUUGACAGCCCUCAGCCUCUCCCUGGCUACCAAGCCGUUCAACCCUUGGCGCCCGCGUCUAUCUUGACACCUGAGGAGACUUCGCCUACCCGGAGUCCCUACCAGCCCUCUGACCUUGCCGCCAGUGGCCAAACUUCUGUCCCGGUCUCUUGGACUACAUCCUCCUCGCCUCGUCCCGACACAACCUCGAUUGACGACUUCCUUUCACGGCCGGCGGUGGCCGCUGCCUCCUUGCCCGUGAUGCCUGCCGGAGUGGCUGUGCCCACCCAGGCUGCAGCGGAGGAUGACGACUGGUCGGAUGAAUUUGACGAUGACCUGUACGAGGCGGUACCAGGCUUGGCGCCGAGCGGCCAGCGGAUGAAAUCGCUCGCAGACGCCAUGUUUCCUACAGAUCUGCAAGAAAAAGAGUACACGGUGCCUGCGCCCAUGGGCGGAGCUGUCCUUUUUGAGGACGCCGGCCAGGACACUAACACGGGCCAAGGCGACAAUGCCACCGCCAACGCAGAACAAAACAUCUGCGCCAAAGCCGUAUAUGACUACCAGGCCGCCGACGACACGGAGAUCACCUUCGAUCCUGAUGACAUCAUCACGGGCAUCGAGAUGGUGGACGAAGGCUGGUGGCGAGGUUAUGGCCCUGACGGCCAUUACGGCAUGUUUCCUGCCAAUUACGUUGAACUCAUGUAACUCCGUUUUGUGUUUGGCGUGCUGACGGGAGACGCGUCACGUGAUUCCAAAUAAAAGGAUUGUGGUACAUGUUGGUUGGGUCUGUGGCGUGUUGCUCAGAAGCACGAAUAAAGUACAAAUAUCUCUUGA
This is a messenger RNA of Hippocampus comes (tiger tail seahorse), 1056 nucleotides long. Its product is annotated as drebrin-like protein A. Gene Ontology annotation, biological process: postsynaptic actin cytoskeleton organization; neuron projection morphogenesis; positive regulation of axon extension. The coding region runs from base 70 to 927 and encodes 285 amino acids. NCBI's taxonomy places the organism in Eukaryota, Metazoa, Chordata, Actinopteri, Syngnathiformes, Syngnathidae. Gene Ontology annotation, molecular function: actin filament binding. Gene Ontology annotation, cellular component: actin filament; dendrite; site of polarized growth. The transcript is spliced from 6 exons. The record is from RefSeq and is a predicted model, not a curated record.